This is a messenger RNA of Paramuricea clavata, 823 nucleotides long. The record is from the annotation of a GenBank genome assembly. NCBI's taxonomy places the organism in Eukaryota, Metazoa, Cnidaria, Anthozoa, Malacalcyonacea, Plexauridae.
AUGGAAGAUCUAGUCAAGAAGAAACGAGUGAGAGGAGGCCACAGAUCGUCAGCUAAAAAGCUUGUGGCGAAGAUAGUUGAAAGGCUUCAAGGUGAGAGCCCAGACAAAGACGUACUAUGGUUGCGACAGAGCCAAACGAACUUGAAAGAAAAAAUCAAGACGAUAAGACAAUUCGACGAACAAAUAAUUGACAUAAUCAGCGCAUCGAAAGAGGAAGACGUCGAUGAACUUGUAACGCAAGAAAUUGAAGACUCAGACAACGCGAUAGCGGAACUGGAAAGAAUAUUACUCGAGCUCGAGGAUGAAUUAUGUAAAUUGAGACAAAGCACGCCAUUGUCAGUGUCGACAACGCAGAACGCCGCGGAUGCAAGCCUUAAUCAGAGUCAUUUGUCAACCUCCAGCGAUAUGUCAGUCGGUAAAAUCGUUCGAGCUAAGCUCCCGAAACUUGAACUCAGAAAGUUUAACGGAAAGAUUUGCGAAUGGCAGGAGUUUUGGGACAGCUUUUCAAGUUCAAUCGAUAACAAUGAGCAAUUGUCUGAUGUCGAUAAAUUUGCGUAUUUACGCGGUCUGUUGGAAGAACCAGCAAAGUCAACAAUCGCUGGGUUUUCUCUGACAGAAGCAAAUUAUAAGUCAGCAGUAGAACUCUUAAAGAAACGAUUUGAUAAAAAGAGCGCAGUCCAGCGAGCACACGUGAACGAAUUGAUUCAAUUGUCGCCGGUAUUCAAGGAAAGAGACACGCGAGGACUUCGCCAUUUAUAUGAUAGCUGUGAAGCACAUAACCGCGCGUUGAAAGCACAGGGGGUGAGCGAGGAAUCUUACUCCA